This is a messenger RNA of Glycine soja, 1293 nucleotides long. Its product is annotated as protein ABHD11-like. NCBI's taxonomy places the organism in Eukaryota, Viridiplantae, Streptophyta, Magnoliopsida, Fabales, Fabaceae. The record is from RefSeq and is a predicted model, not a curated record. The coding region runs from base 71 to 1057 and encodes 328 amino acids. The transcript has 5 exons.
UAUUUUUUACGACUAAAAACUCUAUUGUAAAUUUGUAAUACCGUUAUCUUGGUUCCAUAUAAAGCAGAAAAUGGCUGUAUCUCUGAGAUGCAGAAACAGCUCCUCCCACCUCCUCCUAACUCGCUUCCUCCACUCAGUGAGUCUCCCUCGUCGAAGGUGGUUGCAAACCGUAGCCUACGAAGAAUUGCGAGCUCACCCUGACAAACCCUACACCUCAACGGCCGUUUUCAUCCAUGGCUUUUUGGGAUCCUCCAGAAACUGGAGAUCUUUCUCUCGCAACCUCUUGGCCUCUCUCUCCAACUCCUCUCCCUCUUCCAAUUGGAGGACGGUGAUGUUGGAUCUGAGGAACCACGGACAAUCGACGGAGAGGGAACUGAAUCCGCCUCAUAAUAUGGAAAAUGCGGCCAAAGAUUUGGCCGAUUUGGUGAAGGCUGAAGGUUGGUCUUGGCCUGAGGUUGUUGUAGGCCACUCCAUGGGUGGAAAGGUGGCUUUGCAGUUUGCUGAGAGUUGUAGCCGUGGUGACUAUGGCCAUUUUGCUUCGUUGCCUAAACAGCUCUGGGUAUUGGAUUCUGUCCCUGGAGAAGUGAAUCAAGAAAACAGUAAUGAUGAAGUCCGGAAUGUUUUAGCAACGUUGCAAAGUUUACCAUCACAAUUCCCAUCUCGCAAGUGGCUUGUGAGUCAUCUGAUGGGACUUGAUUACUCUAAAGCACUGUCAGACUGGAUAGGCACCAACCUGAAAAAAGUUGGUGAUCAUGAGACAUGGAUAUUUGAUCUUCAAAAUGCUAAGGAGAUGUUCGAUUCUUACUGUGAGAAGUCCUAUUGGAAUCUAUUGGAGAACCCUCCCAAAGGUAUGGAAAUAGUAAUUGUGCGUGCUGAAAAAAGUGAUAGAUGGGACCAAGAUGCUAUUGAGAGGAUCCAGAAACUAGCCAGUCAGGGAGGAUCCGACUCUCCUGGAAAAGUUUCCUUCUGUGUUGUUCAAAAUGCUGGUCAUUGGGUUCAUGUAGAUAACCCAAAGGGACUUCUUGAGAUCGUGGCUUCCAAGAUAGCAUCCCUUUAAUUCCUGCUUUAGUUGAACUAUGGGGCAUCCAUCGUUGAAAAUUGUUGCGUCCAGAGUCAAAAUUCUUAACAAUACGCAGAAGUGGUUGGCCGGUAAUAACAUUAAUUCUGUACAAUUUUAUGAACUACCAAAUAAUUUAUUCACACACAAUUCAUUGUAAUGCGAAUAUCUUUGCGCAGAUUUUGAAACCACUACUCAACUAAAUAAAACCCAUAAGGAUUCAUAAUUGUUAAGAA